AUGGGCAACAUCAAAGUAGUGAUUGGUCUCAAACUGGACUAUGCAUACACAAAAAAAGCAACCAUUUCUGUUUGGAGACCAGAUCUAGUGAGACAAGAGAACGGAAAGAUCAAAUUGUCUGCACAACAGACAAUUGUAGAACGGGCGAGUCUUACCAAUUGCAUUCCAUCACGUCAAGCAAAGUUUCUAACCUUCUACCAGAUCUUUCGGAAUGAGGACGGAACACCAAACAACGAGAGACUAGCAGGUCUUCAUCUGGCCCUCAAGGAUUUCGCGCCUGAACCAUUGACGAAACAGUUUGAAGAGAACGAACUUCUUUUCAUACCCUCCCAGAUUCUGUGUCAAUACCUCGACGAAGCUGACGAAGAGGUUUGGAUGAGGGAGAAUAACGGCGGCGUGGUAAAUGAUGACACAUAUGAUUUGGAGAGGGAUCAAUCGAGCAGUCCACCAGAGGAAAUCGACGACCCCAGCAGUCCACUAGAGGAACUCGAUGACACCUACAUUCCCAUAGAUAGCGAUAGCGACUAG
Capronia epimyces CBS 606.96 is the source of this 528-nucleotide messenger RNA. RefSeq lists its product as uncharacterized. The coding region runs from base 1 to 528 and encodes 175 amino acids. Lineage: Eukaryota; Fungi; Ascomycota; Eurotiomycetes; Chaetothyriales; Herpotrichiellaceae. The record is from RefSeq and is a predicted model, not a curated record. The transcript has a single exon.